GAUGCUCUCACUGCACCGGUGGACUGUGGUGAUGGUGGGAUGGAGGAUAUAUAAACCAGCCGGGCGUGUUCACUGCCACAGGACUGAAGCGUUCGGACUUUGAUUCAAGAUGCCAAACUGGGGAGGAGGAGCCAAGUGUGCGGCCUGUGAGAAGUCGGUGUAUCAUGCAGAGGAGAUCCAGUGUAAUGGGAGGAGCUUCCAUAAAACCUGCUUCAUCUGCAUGAGCUGCAGAAAAGGGCUGGACAGCACCACGAUGGCAGCGCACGAGUCCGAGAUCUACUGCAAGUCCUGCUACGGCAAGAAAUAUGGGCCCAAAGGCUACGGAUACGGGCAGGGAGCCGGAGCUCUGAGCUCGGAUCCUCCCGGACAGAACGUGGACCUGCGGCCUCACGAAUCUAAACCCAAACCCGCCGCAACAAACUCAAACCCCAGUAAAUGUCAGCAGAAGUUCGGCGGGUCGGACCGCUGCUCUCGCUGCUCUCGCUGCUCUAAAGCCGUGUACGCAGCGGAGAAGGUGAUGGGAGCAGGAAAGCCCUGGCAUAAAACCUGUUUUCGCUGUGCACUGUGCGGUAAAAGCCUCGAGUCGACCACAGUGACCGACAAGGAUGGAGAGCUGUACUGUAAAGUUUGCUACGCUAAAAACUUUGGCCCGAAAGGCUUCGGUCUGGGGAACGAGGCCAUGCUGGAGGAACGACAGUGAACGUGUGUUCCUCUGAUUUGUGACAAGGAGACGCUCUUACUGGACAUUUAAGCUUCUGUGUAACUGGGAAACAUGAUCUUCCUUUGACAGCAGAACAACUGGAUGAAUGUCAGAGGAUGAUGCUUGAUUCCAACAUAAACAUGUUUUGAAUAUUUUAAAAUGCAUCUUUCUCAAUCACAAAUAAAGGGAAACAUAUAAAUAAACGUC
Hippoglossus stenolepis (Pacific halibut) is the source of this 907-nucleotide messenger RNA. Its product is annotated as cysteine and glycine-rich protein 3-like. The transcript is spliced from 6 exons. Gene Ontology annotation, cellular component: Z disc; cytoplasm; nucleus. Gene Ontology annotation, biological process: muscle tissue development; sarcomere organization; cardiac muscle contraction. Lineage: Eukaryota; Metazoa; Chordata; Actinopteri; Pleuronectiformes; Pleuronectidae. Gene Ontology annotation, molecular function: actinin binding; structural constituent of muscle. Bases 110 to 700 code for a protein of 196 amino acids. The record is from RefSeq and is a predicted model, not a curated record.